AUGGAGGACGGACUUGAGUCAGAGCUCAUAUGCUCGAUAUGCUCCAGCAUAUUCUACCAGCCAUUAGCCCUCCUCGACUGCCUACAUACCUUUUGCGGGUCAUGCGUGAAGACAUGGUUUGAGCAUCAGGGCCAACAGGCCCAAUCCCGAAACAUCCUUCCUGCUUUCACCUGUCCGAUGUGUCGCGAAGAGGUCAGAGGUACCACUCAACAUGCCAGAGUUUCCAGUUUGAUCGACUAUUUUCUCGCUCAGCACCCCGAAAAGGCGAGAUCGGACCAGGACAAGCAGGAAGCCGACGACAUCUAUCACCCCGGCGACCAAGUUAUUCCCAUCGUUACCCUACCUGCUCCAGAGCAAGGCCGUCGAGCUAGAGGAAACAGGCGGUUAGCACGGAGUAUGCGCACUAUGAGCCCCCACGAAGUAGAUUCAGGGCAGUCUAGUUCCUCUGGUGACUUUGAUGACGACGAAAGCGAUUCGGGUACAGAGAUAGACUUUCACAAUGAGCCAUACCAUAUUUUCUCUACCUUUCGGCAGAGUAGACGGACAAUCAGUGAUGACACAAGCAAUGAGGACACGAGCAGUGAGGACACUAGCAAGCCAGUACACAAGAAGUUCGGAGCGCUCAUCAGGAGAUUCCAGUCUGGCAUCCACUACGGGGGCGCUCGUUCGCACGCGGCCACGCCAGCACUCAAGAGCGGUGCAAAGGGCGAGAAGCUCGACGCCUCGUAG
Messenger RNA from Parascedosporium putredinis, 729 nucleotides. The record is from the annotation of a GenBank genome assembly. Lineage: Eukaryota; Fungi; Ascomycota; Sordariomycetes; Microascales; Microascaceae.